Molecule: messenger RNA, 513 nt
Organism: Nerophis lumbriciformis (worm pipefish)
Lineage: Eukaryota; Metazoa; Chordata; Actinopteri; Syngnathiformes; Syngnathidae
Source: RefSeq, a predicted model, not a curated record
AUGGCUUUCACUAUACUGAGGCCAAUGUCCGCUCAUCCUUUCUCGUUUUCCGUGGACCUGAGCCUGACGUCGGACGAGGACGAAGGGAACCGCAGCGAGAGCGAAGGCAGCGUUUACGGCUUCUGCGGCGGCGACGGGGUGGUGGUACAGCAGCGGAACGCCGCCAACGCCAGAGAGAGGCACCGGACACAGAACGUCAACACGGCUUUCAGCGCGUUAAGGACGCUCAUUCCCACGGAACCCGUGGACCGAAAACUGUCCAAAAUCGAAACGCUGCGUCUGGCGUCUAGCUAUAUAUCGCACCUGACCAAUGUGCUGGUGGUGGACGAUGAGAGGGAGGACGGCACACCCUGCCUGAGCGCCGUGUAUAAGGAGGCGAGGGGCAGCGGAGACUCCAGGCAGCCCCGGAACAUAUGCACGUUCUGUCUCAGCAAACAGCGAAAAGGGGCGAAAGACAGACGAGAUUGUAUGAAAAUGCAUGGAGGGGCAGCGAGAAAAAUACAUUCUCGAUAA